AUGUCUUCUCACGCUUCAGCCAAGUCCCCUACCCUGGGAUCUUCAUCUUCCUCGCGCAACCAGCCCCAGAAUCUGGCGCAGGAACUUGCCAGCGUCGAAGACUACGACAUGCCGGACCUCAAGUACGACUCCGACGGAGAAGGCUCCUUCACCAAGGAAGGUUACGAAAAACUUCGACGCAUCAUCCAGAAACAAGACGCUGAGUCUAAGGAGAUGCAAACCUUCGCUGCCGCCAACAUUGUUACUACCCCCGUCGGAGGACGACAGAAGCUCAAGCUCAGCACCCUGGUUACUUAUGAUGGAACCCUAGGAACGCUCAAGGGAUUCCUGAUUUAG
Messenger RNA from Colletotrichum aenigma, 336 nucleotides. RefSeq lists its product as uncharacterized. Bases 1 to 336 code for a protein of 111 amino acids. The record is from RefSeq and is a predicted model, not a curated record. The transcript has 2 exons. NCBI's taxonomy places the organism in Eukaryota, Fungi, Ascomycota, Sordariomycetes, Glomerellales, Glomerellaceae.